Messenger RNA from Rotaria sordida, 288 nucleotides. The record is from the annotation of a GenBank genome assembly. Lineage: Eukaryota; Metazoa; Rotifera; Eurotatoria; Philodinida; Philodinidae.
AUGACUGUUCGUAUUUCUAACAAUCGUGGUACACAUGCAGGCACUACUAUAACUAUCUGCAUUAGUAAAGCUGGUGCUAAAAAUAUAAGAAUUAUUGUUAUUAUUAUUACUUCCUAUAAAGGUGGUACAGGUCGAGAACUUACUAUUAUUAUCAAUUCUGAUCGUGCUUCAAUUGUUCUUGUUGUCAAUGCUCUUGUUAUUCUUAUUCUUAUUAUUAAUAUUUGUACAUGUCGUACUUACAUCGAUUAUCGAACAUCAAACUCAAUCACAAUCAAAUUUUUGUUCUGA